AUGAACGUCUGGAUCGGCGGGGAUACGGUGCUGAAACCGGAGGAUCGCCCGAGCGACCUCCUGCCGGAUCAACCGUCGGAUUGCCCUCCCGACGUGCCUGACCAGACUGUGGUCGGAAAAGGGACCAGCGAGGGGCACCCUCCUGACAGCAACGAAGAGGGCGGCGUCAGACGAAACAUGAUCAUCUCAGUCGUCGCCAGCAUGGUCCUUUCGGUCGCCAUCUACGUCAUGUGGCACGUGCUCGAGGUUUCCUACCGGCACAAGGCCGGAGUCCUGGUCAAGGGCGAGGACGACGUCAUGACCAGGCCGAAAAAGGAGGACAUCCGGUCGACGCAACAGACCACGCCGCCUUUUAUCUGCACGUCGCCCAGCUGCGACCAGUUCUCCAGCAUCUUCCAGGAUGCGCUGUCCUACGACGAGGAACCCUGUUCGGACUUUUACCAGUUCGUGUGCAAGCGCUGGAGCGUGCGGCUGCCGCAAGAAUACACUGUCAAGGCGGCACACCAGCACCGCAUCGUCGCGCUCAUGCGCCGCGUCCUCGACGACCUCCCGCGCUCUACGGCGUCCAGCUCCUCGGAGGUGAGGGCGGCCGACCUCUACUGGAUCUGCAUGCGGCCAGAGAGCAACGUAGAGGCGCUCAGGGAGUUCAUGCGCGUCGAGGGCGUAGCUUUCGACGACGACGAACCGGGCGAACACCCGCUUAAGCGCAUCGUGCACCUGAACGUCCGCUACGGCUUCGAGACCGUAUUCAACGUCGGGAGAGGGCAGAGCGCCACCGCCGCCGAGUGUAGGGGCGCCAGCUGGACGUUCGUCUUGGAGAAAGUCGACGUCCACACGUACGCGCCCUUCAUCGAAGACUUGACGAGCAGCGUCCACUUCAUCCGGAAGGCGUUCGCUAUAGUGACCGGGAUGGAUAUUCCCGCGGAAACGCUUCGCGACAUCAUCAGCGUCGACGCGUUCGUGGUGGACCUGCUUCGCAGGUUUUCCUGGUUGCCCAUGAGAAGGGUGUUUCAGCUCGGGAAAGGCGGCUUCUUCGCGGGCAAUGUGACGGUGGCCGACAUGUUCCUCUACCUGGGUGAGUCGCUGCGCAUCCAGUUCGACGUCCAGGACUGCAUAGUCGUCGCAUCGAUCCACAUUAUUCGGCUUCUCGAAGAGAUUCUCGAAAAGUUUAGCACGACGCAGCUGAACAGGUACGUCCAGUGGUCGGUGCUGAAGCGCAUCUUGCCUAUCGCCGAUCCAUCUGUUAUGGAGCCAGUGGAACUGCGGCACUUCUACUGCUACACCAUGCUAGAACGGUUGCUGCGCUACGCGUUGUCCCGACGGUUCCUGGAAGGCGUCGUGGCGCCCGGAGGUCGCGCGACGCGCGAGGCCUCGACCAUGAUCAGUGUCAUUCUGCGCUCGGCUCUUUCCUUCGUCGACGACAGCAGCUGGAUGAGUACGGGCCAGAAGGUCAGCAUUCACCUGGAGCUUGCCAAGAACAUCCGAGUCUUGGGCUACCCUCCCUCGCAAGACCUUGGUAAGCGAAAUAAGAUGUGCUCCGAAGACAUCACAGCAUCUCUGUACUGCAGCGUGCUUCUCUGCUCGGUCGAUAAGCAGAAAAUAGGAAAGUGCGGCGAGUUAGUGUUGAGCCACUUCCUUAAAACCCGAGAUGAUAACGAAUGUGAAAUACAGUGA
Rhipicephalus sanguineus (brown dog tick) is the source of this 1674-nucleotide messenger RNA. RefSeq lists its product as uncharacterized. Gene Ontology annotation, cellular component: plasma membrane. Gene Ontology annotation, biological process: protein processing. Bases 1 to 1674 code for a protein of 557 amino acids. Gene Ontology annotation, molecular function: metalloendopeptidase activity. Lineage: Eukaryota; Metazoa; Arthropoda; Arachnida; Ixodida; Ixodidae. The record is from RefSeq and is a predicted model, not a curated record. The transcript has 3 exons.